AUGCAUGCAGGCCCUUCUCCCUCCAAAAGCCCCGCAGAAGCAUUGCCAGCAGCAGCAGCUGCAGCAGCAGCUGCAGCAGCAGCAGCAGGAAUGCCGCUGCAGCAGCAGCGUCUCGCAGCGGCGAUGCAGCAGCACGAAGUGCAGCAGCGGGAGACAGUGGAACAGCUAAAACAACCCCCAACGGAGCAGCAGCAGCAACAGCAACCGCAGCAGCAACAGCAGCAGCACCUGCAAAGGGAGCGGCGGCGGCAGCUCGAGCAGCAGCUGCUGCAGCACGAAAUACUGAAAGGGCAGCAGCAGCAGCAGCAGCAGCAAAGCCGUAUGCAGCAGCAGAAACUCGAAGAGCAGCAACAGCAACAGCGAAAGCCACUGCAGCAACAACAGCAGCAGCAGCAACAGCAGCAGCAGCAACAGCAGCAGCAGCAACAGCAUCAAGAGCAGCAAUGCCAACAGCCCACCCAGAACGGAAGAAUCCCCUCCCUCUCAGACUGA
This is a messenger RNA of Eimeria mitis, 492 nucleotides long. RefSeq lists its product as uncharacterized. The record is from RefSeq and is a predicted model, not a curated record. The transcript has a single exon. Bases 1 to 492 code for a protein of 163 amino acids. Lineage: Eukaryota; Apicomplexa; Conoidasida; Eucoccidiorida; Eimeriidae.